GCUCCAGCUCCUUUGAGCAUGAAAUGUCUCAGGAAGGCUUCAGCGCGGCCAUCACCUCUAACGGCCCCUUACUGGGCUCUGUGGGCAGCUUUGACUGGGCCGGGGGAGCCUUUCUGCAUACAUCAAAGGGAAAAGUCACAUUCAUCAACACCACCAGAGUGGAUUCAGACAUGAAUGAUGCUUACCUGGGUUAUGCUGCUGCAGUCAUCUCGAGGAGCAGGGUGCAGAGCCUGGCUCUGGGGGCGCCUCGGUAUCAGCACACUGGCCUGGUGGUGAUGUUCAGACAGAACGCGGGCACCUGGGAGACCAGCGCCAACAUCCAGGGCAGCCAGAUCGGCUCCUACUUUGGAGCCUCCCUCGGCUCCGUGGACGUGAACAAUGACGGCAGCACUGACCUGGUCCUCAUUGGGGCCCCCCAUUACUACGAGUCCACACGAGGGGGCCAGGUGUCUGUGUGUCCCCUGCCCAAAGGGAGGGCUCGGUGGCGAUGUGACGCUCUUCUCCGUGGGGAGCAGGGCCAUCCCUGGGGCCGCUUUGGGGCAGCCCUGACA
Molecule: messenger RNA, 551 nt
Organism: Fukomys damarensis (Damara mole-rat)
Lineage: Eukaryota; Metazoa; Chordata; Mammalia; Rodentia; Bathyergidae
Product: integrin alpha-M-like
Exons: 5
Biological process (GO): cell-cell adhesion; cell adhesion mediated by integrin; integrin-mediated signaling pathway
Cellular component (GO): external side of plasma membrane; integrin complex
Molecular function (GO): integrin binding
Source: RefSeq, a predicted model, not a curated record